AUGGCCAAAGGAAAGGAAAAGAUGUAUAAAGACACUAUUAUGCAAGAUGAUGAUGCAAUUGUGGCAGACUUAUCUGAUGUAGAGGUGGACCUUGGUUUUUUAGGAAGUCCAGGAGGGGGAUUUAUGUAUGAUGCUCUUGACCCGGGUGCAGAGUCUGAUGGUGCCAACUCUUGGCACUCGGAGGAGAUGAAGACUCCUCCUAAUUCUGAAGAUGAAUUGGAAUCUGAUGGAGAAUCGGAUGAAUUUCCAAUCUUCCAGGAGGGACAGAGAUUUGGUGAGUUGCAACUGCAAGUGGGAAUGAAGUUUAAUACUAAACAAGACUUCAGGGAUGCUGUGCGAGAGUUUACCAUUCAGGAGGGUAGAAGGAUUAAGUUUGUAAAGAAUGACAAUGUGAGGUGUAGGGCAGUGUGCCAGGUGGAAGAGUGCUGCUGGGUUGUUUAUGCCUCAAGGGAUCAUGAGGACUCUUGCUGGCAAAUCAAGACCUUUUACGACGAUCAUACAUGUCCGAGAGAGAAUUCUAAUAGGGCUGCAAACAGAGCUUGGCUGGCAAGUAAGUUGGUCAAGAAGGUUAGAAAGUACCCCAACUUCAAGCAAUGUGAGGCUGCAACAUACUUCAGGUCUAAGUGUGAUCUCAUACUGCAUAGGAAUUCAUUAGCCCGAGCCUUGGCUGAUGCAAGAAAUAUUGUCUACGGGGAUGAAAAGGCACAGUAUGCCUUGUUAAGGGAUUAUGCUGAAACACUGCUAAAGACCAAUCCGGGAUCCACUGUAAAGAUUGGGGUUACUCCACUCCCUGACGGCAAAGUAAUGUUUGAUAAAAUGUAUAUCUGCCUGAGUGGUUGCAAGAACGGGUUUAAAGCUGGUUGUCGACCUUUAAUCGGCCUUGAUGGUGCAUUUCUGAAGACGCAGAUUGGUGGACAGAUAUUAUCAGCUGUCGCACAAGAUGCAAAUCACCACAUUUAUGUGGUUGCUUGGGCUAUAGUCAACAUUGAAAAUAAGGAGAACUGGAAAUGGUUUUUGGAGUUACUCCACGAAGACUUAGGAGACUAUAAGGCUAACGGGUGGUGUUUCAUUUCUGAUAUGCAGAAGGCUGAUUGGGGGUUGAUUUCGGCUGUGGAAGAGGUCAUGCCACAGGUCCACCAUCGUUUCUGUGUAUGGCACCUGUGGCGUAACUUUAACAAACAGUGGAAGGAUCUUGAGCUGCGGAGACUCCUUUGGGAUGCUGCAAGGUCAACCACCUUUCAAGAUUUUAUUGGCAACAUGGACAAGAUCAAAAGAGUCAGUGAAGAAGCAUAG
Arachis stenosperma is the source of this 1293-nucleotide messenger RNA. RefSeq lists its product as uncharacterized. The coding region runs from base 1 to 1293 and encodes 430 amino acids. The record is from RefSeq and is a predicted model, not a curated record. The transcript has 3 exons. NCBI's taxonomy places the organism in Eukaryota, Viridiplantae, Streptophyta, Magnoliopsida, Fabales, Fabaceae.